AUGUCGACCCGACCAAAUUCUGGCCAGCAACUGGAGGUGCUGGAGAGCAACGAAGUCUACGAAGACUCAGAUAAAGGCUUCCAUUUCGCAGGUACUCUCGUCGUGUAUCAGAUGAAGGGGAAUUUGUACCACGCAAUGCUAAAAGCUCGUUACUCUUCCCCUUCAAAUAUCAAUACAGAGGAUUUUAUGAACAUCAUCCAAAUUCCUAGCUCGGCCUACAAUCCAAAAUUUUCUGUCGAGUUUACGCCAGCGCCUCAAUCCCUGCCCAACAAUUACUUUGUCAAAAAGCCUCAACUGAUCAGUUACGAUCGAAUCAGUCAAGGGCCUCGGCCUGAUUCCAUUGCAGAGGACCUCCUCAAGGAAGCAAGAUUUUACGAACUCUUAAAGCAGCGCCCACAUCCGAAUAUCGCUAAAUAUCUCGGUUGCCAGGUUUCUGACGGCACAAUCACGGGUCUUUGCCUUGAGAGAUACCCCCACACGCUGAUGGAAGAGGUCAACCCACGCGGCCUCAUGAAGAGAAAACUGAGAAGCACGCGGCAAGCGACGGAGGACUAUAGUUCUGUUCUCACAGACAUCGAGAGCGGGAUCAGGCAUCUUCAUUCGCUUGGGUGGGUUCAUAACGACAUCAAUCCAAGCAACAUAAUGAUUGAAAAUCAUCGGGCAAUCAUCAUCGAUUUUGGUUCUUGCCGGAGGUUAGGAGAUAGCCUAGAAGAUGUCGGCCGUACUUACGAAUGGUACGAUGAGAAGGUACAGCAUUCUCUUUUCGAGAAUGACCUAAAUGCCUUAGAGGAGAUUCGCAUCUGGCUUGGUAUCAGUUCACGAGCAUUCCAGUUUGGUGCCUAG
Penicillium bovifimosum is the source of this 843-nucleotide messenger RNA. RefSeq lists its product as uncharacterized. The record is from RefSeq and is a predicted model, not a curated record. Lineage: Eukaryota; Fungi; Ascomycota; Eurotiomycetes; Eurotiales; Aspergillaceae. Gene Ontology annotation, cellular component: IRE1-TRAF2-ASK1 complex. The transcript has a single exon. The coding region runs from base 1 to 843 and encodes 280 amino acids. Gene Ontology annotation, biological process: IRE1-mediated unfolded protein response; protein phosphorylation; intrinsic apoptotic signaling pathway in response to endoplasmic reticulum stress. Gene Ontology annotation, molecular function: protein serine/threonine kinase activity; ATP binding; RNA endonuclease activity.